AUGGGCGGCUUCAAGGAUAGACUUGAGGGCCAGAAGAUCGUAGUAGUUGGAGGAAGCACAGGGAUCGGCUUCGGCGCUGCGGCGGCUCUCCUUGAUUUUGGUGCCAGAGUAACCAUCAUUUCAUCUUCUCCGGCAAACAUUGAGGCCGCACUGCAAAGACUGGCGUCUCCAAAUGCCAAGGGAGUCAUCGCCGACGUCCGUGACGAGGCAACCUUCACAGAAACGCUUCAGUCACUAGCACCUAUCGACCACAUUGUUUUCUCCGCUGUUGAUAACAUAAUUCGGGGCAAACUAGAGGAACAGGACCUCGAUGACGCCAAACACCUCUUCGGAGUGAAAUUCUGGGGGGCGGUGACUACAGGAAAAGUCCUCCUGAAGCACAGCAUUGUACGAGAGGGAGGUUCAUUGACUCUCACAUCCGGGACUGCUGGCAUCAAGCCUGGAAAACACGCCGCAAUUGGUGGAGCCUUGAACGGAGGGGUGCUCGCUCUCACCAAAGGUCUUGCAGCGGACCUUGCGGAGAAGAAGAUCCGCGUCAACACAGUAGUCCCAGGCUUGGUUAAAACGCCUCUAUGGGACAAACAAGGGAAAACGCCCGAAGAACAGGAGGAACUCUUCAACAAAGCUAGCCAGAAUCUGCCGGUUGGGUUUGUCGCGACUCCUGAACAUAUCGCUGAGGCGUACCUCUACGCCAUCCGAGCAGAUUACUCCACUGGAAAGUUGAUCGAGAUUGAUGGGGGUGUUCUCUUAUAA
This is a messenger RNA of Cladophialophora psammophila CBS 110553, 753 nucleotides long. RefSeq lists its product as uncharacterized. Bases 1 to 753 code for a protein of 250 amino acids. Gene Ontology annotation, molecular function: oxidoreductase activity. The record is from RefSeq and is a predicted model, not a curated record. The transcript has 4 exons. Lineage: Eukaryota; Fungi; Ascomycota; Eurotiomycetes; Chaetothyriales; Herpotrichiellaceae.